Thamnophis elegans (Western terrestrial garter snake) is the source of this 2179-nucleotide messenger RNA. RefSeq names its product sequestosome 1 (gene SQSTM1). Gene Ontology annotation, biological process: endosome organization; aggrephagy; mitophagy. The record is from RefSeq and is a predicted model, not a curated record. The coding region runs from base 272 to 1642 and encodes 456 amino acids. The transcript has 8 exons. Lineage: Eukaryota; Metazoa; Chordata; Lepidosauria; Squamata; Natricidae. Gene Ontology annotation, cellular component: amphisome; aggresome. Gene Ontology annotation, molecular function: zinc ion binding; K63-linked polyubiquitin modification-dependent protein binding; protein kinase C binding.
GGAGAGUUGGCCAUAUUAUCAUCCCUUGGUACCUAUUGUUAUUAUUCUCGCUUCGCCAGCGCCGGGACUUUCCCACCUGAACCCCGCCCCCUUUUCUGUGGGUUGCGGCGCCCAUAAAUAGCCCGGGCGGGUCGUCAUCGGCAACCAGCGCUGAAAGGACGUCUUUCGAGGGAAGGUUGAAGCGUCUCUGCUCCUGCUCCUCCUCAGCCGGCCUGCCGAAGCGCCAAUUGUUGCUGCGCCACAGAAACCCAGCGCCGCUGCCGUCGCCGCGAUGGCUCAAUUGACGAUCAAGGCCUACCUGCUGGGCAAAGAGGAGACCACCCGCGAGAUCCGGCGCUUCGCCGUCGACCUGCCCGCCCGCUACCAGCCUAUACGGGAGAAGGUCGCCGAGCUUUUCCAGGGGCUGCUCCGCAAUUCUGCCGCCGCCACGGGAGCCUUUCAAAUGUACUAUAAGGAUGAAGAUGGUGAUAUGAUCGCUUUUUCCAGUGAUGAGGAAUUGAAGUUGGUUCCACCCUCUGUGAAAGCUGGAGUUUUUCGGAUUUAUGUUAAAGCUUGUUUGUGUCUUUCAGAAAAAAAGGAGCUUAAGCAUGUGAACCGUCAUUCCUGCAACAAGGAGCAUUCUCCAAACCUUGUGCAUCCUAAUGUGAUCUGCGAUGGCUGUGAGGGCCCAGUUGUGGGUGCCAGAUUCAAAUGCGCAGUUUGUCCAGACUAUGACCUGUGCAGCACUUGUGAGGGGAAAGGUGUUCAUAAGGAGCAUAACAUGAUCAUGUUUCCAAGUCCAUUCCACCAGCUUGAGUGGCUUCUUCAAGGUCGCUGGCUUCGUAAAAUGAGACAUGAUGCUUGCUCCUUUCCCUGGUUGCGUGGUAGGGGACACCCACGUUCUGCCCAUCAGCACCAGAAUUCUGGCCAGGCACAAACUAGUACUUCUGCUCAAAGUGAUGCUCCAGAGCGUGAAACCACCAGCAAUGAAGCUCAAGACUCCAGUGUCAACUUCCUGAAGAAUGUUGGAGAAAGUGUUGCUGCAUUCCUGGGUCCACUUGGCAUUGAAGUGGAUAUUGAUGUAGAACAUCAGGGCCAAAGAAGCAAAGUAUCACCUACACAAUCUAGUUCUGAGAAGAGCUGCCCCAAACCUAGCAGUCCUACUGAGCAGACCAAACCAGAAGCAAAAUCUGAAAAUAAUCCAGACAUAAGUGAUGCUCUUGCAAACCAAAUGCAGGAGAUGAUAGUCUGUUCUCCACCUACACAGAUGGAAGAAGAGAAUAUUUUGUCACAGGAACGAGGUGAAUCCAGUGGUAGUUCAGGAGGAGAUGAAGACUGGACCCAUUUAUCUUCAAAGGAAGUAGAUCCUUCAACUGGUGAAUUGCAGUCCUUACAAAUGCUAGAGGAAGACAGCCCAAGAUCUCUAAAUCCUGUCGAAGCUCCCACUAAUGCUGGACCAACAGGCUUGCGAGAAGCUGCAAUGUACCCUCAUCUUCCACCCGAAGCAGAUCCUCUUCUGAUUGAAUCCUUGUCCCAGAUGCUCUCGAUGGGAUUCUCUGAUACGGGAGGCUGGUUGACUCACCUGCUGCAUUCAAAGAACUACGACAUUGGGGCAGCCCUGGACGCUAUCCAGUAUGCCAAGCAACCACCCGCUUCCAAAUAGCUCUUGUAUAACUCAUAGUUCUUAACACACAUUGUUAAAGCCUCUUUUUAUACCUUUCUUCUUUCUGUAACGAUCUGAUUGUAAUUCCAUAUUCAUAGAUAACAUUUCCAAAAGUAGUUCUUUCUUAUGAACCGGGUAAGGGUUAAUAUUUACACAAGAAAUAGAACUAGUUUAAAGUUAUGACAGGUGAUCUUUUACCGUCAAGUUGUGGCAAUGGCACUGUCAGAGGACAACGGUAUUUUGCUUUCAGGUUGGUAGAUCUUCCAUGUUUAGUCACCAUCAUGGAGCCAUGUGAUUGUUAGACAUUUUAUUUUAGUGCUUCUUUAUUGAAUUUAUAACAAGUUUGUUUAAUUAGAGGUAUAUCAAUUUAUUAAAAUAGGUACCAGUAAUAAUAUUAGCUUUUAUAAGCUAUCAAUUGUUCAAACAUUUGAUUUUUGUAAAAAGCCUUUGCUUUCCAUGCUUCUUUAUAAUGGUCCCAUUAACAAUACAGCAUAGCUCUACUGAUAAUUAAAGCCUUUUUGUGCCAUGCCUAAAAUA